UAUUUGUUACCAUGGUGAUGGGAUACACGCACACCGGUAUGCGACGCCUGCAUGACAAGGUUGUCUAUGGGGAAUGACGCAACCGGAAAUGAGUCUCCGUGAGAUGCGGGGACGCUGCACGUGUGGUGAUACUCUGUUUGUAUAAAGGAUGGAUUGCUACUCACUAUGUACAGUGCUCCUGGUGCUUCUCAUUACCUGCUUGUUGGCUAAAUACAGAAUGAUGAUGUUGGAAAAAGCCAAACUUCCCCCUGGACCAACUCCUCUUCCCAUCAUUGGAACCCUAUACAAGAUGAACAUCAGUAAUAUUGUGCAUUCACUACUGGAGUUGCAAAAAACCUAUGGAGACAUAUUUACUAUAUAUCAAGGGAACCGUCCUUGUGUUGUUCUGUGCGGAUAUAAAGCUAUAAAGGAGACGCUGAUUGACAAGGCAGAAGAAUUCAGUGGACGGGCUUAUUACCCUUCAUUCUAUGACUUUACCAAGGGAGAUGAUAUGACAUUCAGUAAUGGAGAGAAGUGGAAGGAGCUGAGACAUUUUACCCUUUUAACACUGAGUAAUUUUGGGAUGGGGAAACGUAGCAUUGAGGAGCGGAUAAAGGAGGAGGCCGGGUAUCUCAUUGAUGUUCUCAGAAAAACAAAUGUGCUCCUGGUGCUUCUCAUUACCUGCUUGUUGGCUAAAUACAGAAUGAUGAUGUUGGAAAAAGCCAAACUUCCCCCUGGACCAACUCCUCUUCCCAUCAUUGGAACCCUAUACAAGAUGAACAUCAGUAAUAUUGUGCAUUCACUACUGGAGUUGCAAAAAACCUAUGGAGACAUGUUUACUAUAUAUCAAGGGAACCGUCCUUGUGUUGUUCUGUGCGGAUAUAAAGCUAUAAAGGAGACGCUGAUUGACAAGGCAGAAGAAUUCAGUGGACGGGCUUAUUACCCUUCAUUCUAUGACUUUACCAAGGGAGAUGAUAUGACAUUCAGUAAUGGAGAGAAGUGGAAGGAGCUGAGACAUUUUACCCUUUUAACACUGAGUAAUUUUGGGAUGGGGAAACGUAGCAUUGAGGAGCGGAUAAAGGAGGAGGCCGGGUAUCUCAUUGAUGUUCUCAGAAAAACAAAUGGUUCCCUCAUAGAUCCCAAAAAUCAAUUACACUGCUCUGUGUCUAACGUCAUCUGCUCUGUCCUGUUUGGGAAAAGGUUUGAUUACCAGGAUGAAGAAUUCCAAAAUAUUAUGCAUUGCAUCCAGGACAGCAUCAGAAUCAUGAGUAAUCCUUGGGGGCUGUUAUACAACACCUAUCCAGAGUUCAUGAAGUACAUACCAGGACCUCAUAUGCAAAUUAUGAAGAAUUUUACUUCCGUAACAGACUACAUCAAGAAAAGAGUGGAAAACAAUAUGAAGACUUUGGACAUUAAUAACCCCAGGGAUUUUAUAGAUUGUUUCUUGAUCAAAAUAGAGAAGGAAGAGAAGACCAAUGGCAGCUACUAUAACCAUAAAGCAUUGUUGAUGAACACCAUGACCUUGAUUGUUGGUGGAACUGAAACAGUAGCCAAUACACUGUGUUACAUCUUUUUACUUCUCUUGAAACACCCCAAUGUAGCAGAGAAGGUCUAUCAUGAGAUAGAUGAUGUCAUUGGUUGCCGUUCUCCAAAUUAUGAGGACAGACAUAAUAUGCCUUAUACUGAAGCAUUUAUACAUGAGGUUCAGAGAUAUGCUAAUGUAGCUCCACUAGGUCUUCCACAUGAGCUGAUCAUGGACACUAAGAUUCGUAAUUAUACAUUCCGUGAGGGAACCAUGUUCCUCACACUACUGGCAGGUGUACACUUUGACAAGACCCAGUUCAAUAACCCAGAGGAUUUUAACCCAAACAAUUUCCUGGACGAACAUGGGAAGUUUAAGAACAACAAUGCGCUGAUGCCAUUUUCAGCAGGCAAGAGAAUUUGUCCUGGAAUGAGCCUGGCCAAUAUGGAAAUUUUCCUGUAUGUCACUACAAUGCUUCAGAACUUUACUAUCAAGUCAAUGGUGCCCCUUGAAGAGAUCUCAAUUGCUCCAGUGGGAGUGGGGAUAGUACAGAUCCCUCCCAACUAUGAAAUUUACCUCUUACCUCGUUAAUUUUCCCAAUAAUAAAUUAAUCAUUUUGUUUGAGAAAGUGGCCCAUGCUCUGCAAAACGUAAUCGACGGAAUGGGGUAGGAGCAGAAAAGUAGUACAUUAUCUGUUAGUUUUCUUGAAGGGAGUAUUGUAUGCAAAUUUUAGUUGGCUUCUUGGCUUGGCCAGAGGAAAGAAUUAUGAUAUUGCAACUAUUGCAAUGUAUAUUCUUAAUUUACUUUUGGAAAAUCCGUAGCCUGUCAAGGCAUGUAUGACAUAAUUUAGUUGGACCUAUAUCUGUACAAAGGUAAGAGUAGCAAUAAGCGCAGUUUAAUUUUAUUUUUAUUUUAUUUUUGGAAUGGAAGUUUGUUUACCAUAAAAUUGAAAACAUUCUAUAUAAUUGCGCAUUUAUCUUUUAUUUAUUUUUUCAUCUGUUAUUUCUUUUUACUACAGUAUAUCUCUUUGUUAUAGCAGUGGAAGUAAAUAAUAUUAAUUGUCAAAAAUGUUACUAAGUAAUAAAAAUAGAAGUACAUUUUAUCAGAAUAACAAUGUAAUCAUGUUUCAUUUGAAUAAAGUUAUGCAUUAAAUUCCAAUAUCUCAAGUAUUUAAACAGUAUAAGGAGAGGGUAUGAUACAUGAUGGGGAGGGGAAGGGAACAGGAUUACUGUACAUUGGAAAAGUAGUAUCCAAUAAGAUAAAGGACCACAUGUACUGUAUUAAGCCUUAACAAGAAAUAAAGUGGACAUGCAUAAAGAGUGAUAUAUGGCCAGCCAAUCAGCUCCCAACUGUCAUUUUUCAAACACAGCCUGUGACAUGGCAGAAAGGAAGCUGAUUGGCUGGUCGUUAAUCACUCUUUAUCCAUCUCCACUUUAUCUCUUGUUAAGGAUUAAUGCAUUUGGGCCAAAAUGUACAAAUGUACAUUUUGAAAUGUAAAAUAUACUGUACGGUACUAGUUAUUGGAGAUUUGCUCGAUUAUAACCAGUGCUUUCAAAUCUUGUGAAAUGUCCAGAUAGCAUUGCCUACCACUGGCAUGAAACAGGACUGGACAGUUUUUUUAAUUGUUCAGUCAUCUUCCUACUGUAGGAUUCAUGAGCCUGGGGGUAAAUUUACUAUGCAUCAUGUUUGUGUUUUCCUGCAAUUUUACAUCAGAUUUGCAUCUGUUUUACAUCAGAUUACUACAGCAGAGGCAAAUAUCAUAUACAUUUGCAGGAACAAUCCAUCUCUAAAUGACAAUAGAUUAUCAGACCAACUAUUCAUGAUUGUUGUGAUAGAAGAAUAGAUAACUCCCGGGUUUAGAAUCCGUGGCAAAGCUGAUGGCAAACCAACCCAAAUAAAAGACCUGUGUCGGGUGGCCCCCAAACAAGGAAGCCAAUACUGGGAUCCUGCUCAAAAAUGGGUGUGUGGCUUCACAGGUAGAGAUGUGAUCUGGUGCCAUAUGCCCCACCCAUUUUGGGGGGUGUCCAGCACACCCAGAGAUACUGGUUUAACCCAGGCUCUCCUCACACUCUAAACAGAUGGCAUGCUCCUGGGCAUACCCCCCUGAGCAAAAAAUGGGUGAGUAGCGUGCUGCAAGGCAAUCCCUCUACUCACAAUGGUCUGCCCCACUAACCAUGAAGCUUCUCCACCUCCAAAAUCAUUAACCAGUCCUGUGUUUCUGAGCCUAGGUUGGUAUUGGAAAAUAACCAGCACUUGGCUGGACUAUCUGGGACAACUGAUAGCAUAGGGUCCCACUGCCAUAAUGGAAACCAGCUCCAAACUGGUUAAGCCAUGGUUGCAAUCCCUAGGGAAGUGGGAGCUGCCCAAACAAUGGAGUGUCCUCCCUACUCCCCAAUGGCAACCUGCCCUGGGCUUUCAGCUCAGAGCUUUUCUUGGCACACCCGUGUCUUUGGGUGCAAAGGCAAUAGUGUCAUUAAAAGGUUAAAUAAUAUUGUUCUUUAUAGUUAGACUAUUGGUGCCAGCAAGGCUGCCUGGGCAUGAUGGCACUAGUCAAACUGUGGGUGAGGGAAGCACCUCCUCCAAAGAUGUGUAGCAGUGUCCUGAUUGACUGUAUACAGAACUUUAAUGUAUUUCUGUACACUUAUAAUUUUUUCAGAGGUUGGUCUCCUGUGUGGGACGCUGCUACACAUCUUCAGAUGAGGCACUUGAUUACACCUACCACUACUGAAUUAUUGUAGAGUUGGAAGGCUGUAGAAUAGGAAAGCUGCAGGAGCAUUGAACAUCACACACCCCUUACAUUGUGGCUACAGCACCUUCUGAGAACAACCAAGCACCCAAGGACAACACCCCUAAUGCUACAGUUUAUGCUAAAUCAGCAUACUGUAGAUACAGGAAGCCAGGGGAGCUCCAAACACUGCACUCAUCUUGGCGGUGAAGGAAAGGAACCACGAGAAUAUGACUUUGUUAGGCUUUUAGACUGAAUACCACACACUGUUGACAUCCACCCUCCACCCUCCCAUUAUCGGUCCCUACAGCCUAAUAAUGCCCUUCUAUUUAGUACAGUGGCACAUAUUCCCACAGGCCUGCUACCAACUUUAAGUGGACACAAAUGUUUUUUUACUAUAGAUUUUUUCAAGUAUCAAGUGUGUUUUCUAUGAUUAUCUAUAAUUUUUAAUGGAUUUAUUACCAAAGACAAUCACAAGUAUAUAUUUCUGUGUAGAAUCAUUUAUAUUUUACCAUGUUUGUAUUUAUUUAUUUUCUUUUAUGUAUUGACUG
Pseudophryne corroboree (corroboree frog) is the source of this 4777-nucleotide messenger RNA. Its product is annotated as cytochrome P450 2F2-like. The transcript has 13 exons. The record is from RefSeq and is a predicted model, not a curated record. NCBI's taxonomy places the organism in Eukaryota, Metazoa, Chordata, Amphibia, Anura, Myobatrachidae. The coding region runs from base 149 to 2092 and encodes 647 amino acids. Gene Ontology annotation, biological process: xenobiotic metabolic process; epoxygenase P450 pathway. Gene Ontology annotation, cellular component: cytoplasm; intracellular membrane-bounded organelle. Gene Ontology annotation, molecular function: oxidoreductase activity, acting on paired donors, with incorporation or reduction of molecular oxygen, reduced flavin or flavoprotein as one donor, and incorporation of one atom of oxygen; heme binding; arachidonate epoxygenase activity.